UCUCGUCGGUUCCGCAGCACUGAGGCCGAUUGGGCGACCAACACUCUCGUUUUCAAAACGAAGUGAGGACAGAUGUAUCGCGUACCUUUCAUUGCUACCACGGCGACACCACGCCCCGAUCCUCCUCCCCCGGAGCCUUCAGUGCCCACACCAUCUCCCUCUAUCACUGUCACCUCGCCUCGGCAGUUCGCUCACUUCAUUCGACAGGACGACGUCACCUUCUUUAUGGUGGACGUGACGGAUCUCUUACACUAUGAUCCACCCUGUCCCGAUGUCGAGCUCAUCCCUCUGGAGCCAGAUCCUCCCUCUAUCUCCAUGGCUCCCAUCUCUACUUCCGUCCCUCCGCCGUCCGUCGAGUCCACCCCGCUGUCGCGCGCUGACGCUGAGGAACUCACACGAUAUACGGAUGACUUGGAGCCCGCAGUUCGURACCUCAUCCGAGAGUACCACGACGUUUUCCCAUCGUCGUUCUCGUACGCCGGCAUCCCCCUGAUGCAUGACGUCGAGCACUCUAUUCAGCUUGUGCCUGACUAUCGUGUUCACCACCAGGCACCCUACAGACUCUCGAUCCCUGAGGCCACCGAACUCAAGCGUCAGCUCGAGGAGCUUCUGAGACAGGGUUUCAUUAUACCAAGCAACUCCCCGCGGGGUGCACCCGUCCUCUUUGCUCGCAAAGCGGAUGGAACUCUCCGUCUCUGCAUCAACUAUCGGGGUCUCAACCGCUAUACGGUUAAGAACAUCUACCCCAUGCCUCAUUCCGAUGAGUUAUUCGACCGCCUAGCAGGCAACCGCUUCUUUACAAAGAUUGAUCUUCGUAGCGGUUACCAUCAGAUCCUCGUCGCUGCAGCCGACCAGCUGAAGACCGCGUUCCGAUCGCAAUUCGGCCACUACGAGUUCAUGGUGAUGCCAUUCGGCCUCACCAAUGCACCCGCUACCUUUCAGAGGGCGAUGAGCGACAUCUUCAAGGACAUCCUGGAGCAGUAUGUUCUCGUCUAUCUCGAUGAUAUCCCGGUCUACAGUCGUACCCUUGAGGAGCACCUCAGACACCUUCGCGACGUCCUUGACCGCUUGCGCAGACAUGGCUUCUACGCCAAGUUGAACAAGUGUCGUUUUGCCCAGCACAAAGUGAAUUUCUUAGGACACUACGUGUCUGACCAGGGUCUCCACAUGGACGACGCGAAGAUCACUGCUAUUGCGGAUGCACGUGAGGUCGCCGACAUCGUGUUUGACCGAGUCGUGCGUGACCACGGCUUACCUCUGAGCAUCAUAUCUGACCGUGACCCGCGCUUUACCAGCCGAUUCUGGCGACGGCUCCACGAGGUGUACGGCACUCAGCUCCGCUUCUCCUCGUCAUACCAUCCUCAGACUGAUGGUCAGACCGAGAUCACGAACAGGACUCUCGGAGAUAUUCUCCGAAAGAUUGUUCGUGACGACCAGCAGUGGGAUCUCCAUCUUGCCCACGCGGAGAUAGCCUACAACCACGUCGUUUCGCCAGCCACGGGGAUGUCGCCUUACUAUUGCGACCUCGGCUAUCACCCGCGUGUUCCCGCGGACUUCCUUCGACCGUCCCAGAUGCACCCCGACACGAGUUGUCCCGCGCUGGAUGAUUGGGUUGCACACAUAACGUCGAUUAUGAAGACCGCACAUGAGCACACAGUCGCUUCCCAGACUCGCAUGGCAGCACGUGCGAACCGAUCGAGGAUGGAUCACCCAUUCAAGGUCGGUGAUGAUGUGCUUAUCGACGCCCACAACUUACAGCUCGAAGCGGAUACGCUUCGUAAGUUUCGGCGUCGCUUCUUUGGUCCAUGCCGCAUCCUCCAGGCCGUCGGUUCUGAUACGGCAUCUAGCCUGGUCAGCUUUCGUGUGAAGCUGCCCGACUACCUACGCCAGGCUCGUGUGCAUGAUGUCUACCACGUCUCGUUACUGCGUCCUUACCGCAGACCCUCUGAGCGUUUCGUUGGACGACCAUACGAGCGCCCUUCACCCAUCAUGGUGGACGGCCACGAGGAGUUCCUCGUUUCAGACAUCAUUGGCCGCAGAGUCACCAACGAUUACCCUCCCCACGUCGAGUAUCUCGUACGUUGGAAGGGUAACCCUGAUGAGGAGGCUACCUGGGAGCCCCUCGAGCACUUGCAGCACGCUCGCAUGUUAGUGCAUGCUUAUGACCGUGCUCGUCGUGCUAGGUUCAUUGCUCCUCCUCAGCCCACUGACCCUCCUCCUUCUCCCCCGGCUAAGGAGACCGCUGAAGUCGAGCCUGCUCCAUCUGAGGCAGACCUUCAGAAGCAGCCAGAUGUUUCUGAGCGUCCACAGCACACUCGUCGUCGUCCUGCUCGAUACGACGAUUGACUCUAACUUACCUUCCCACGUCCUUGACUUCUCAGUACUCCAUCCACUCCAGUUUUGCUACUUCGGC
Molecule: messenger RNA, 2413 nt
Organism: Chara braunii
Lineage: Eukaryota; Viridiplantae; Streptophyta; Charophyceae; Charales; Characeae
Source: the annotation of a GenBank genome assembly